This is a messenger RNA of Hipposideros armiger (great roundleaf bat), 8093 nucleotides long. RefSeq names its product early endosome antigen 1 (gene EEA1). NCBI's taxonomy places the organism in Eukaryota, Metazoa, Chordata, Mammalia, Chiroptera, Hipposideridae. Gene Ontology annotation, molecular function: 1-phosphatidylinositol binding; metal ion binding. The coding region runs from base 228 to 4589 and encodes 1453 amino acids. The record is from RefSeq and is a predicted model, not a curated record. Gene Ontology annotation, cellular component: early endosome. The transcript has 30 exons. Gene Ontology annotation, biological process: endocytosis.
GGGCGGGCGGGCGCUCGCAGGCUACCUCGUCGUUCGCUUGCGCGCGCUCCCUCUCGCCGCCUGUGGGGAAGUCGGGGCCGCCCGAGCGGCUGCCGCCACCGCCUAUCCCCGACCUUCUCCCUGGCCCCUCCUGGCUCAGUCCGGUCCUCCCGCGCACCCCCGAGUAAUCAGUGUCCCCGCGUAGGGUCCGGAGAGUCAACGCGGCGGCGCCGGGUGGUGUUUAAACCAUGUUAAGGAGGAUUUUGCAGAGGACUCCUGGGAGAGUUGGCUCUCAAGGUUCUGAUUUGGAUUCAUCAGCAGCUCCUAUUAACACGGUGGAUGUCAAUAAUGAAAGCUCUUCAGAGGGUUUCAUCUGCCCAUUAUGUAUGAAAAGAUGUAUAACUGCUAUUGAUUUGUCGGAGCAUUACCAGAAAGUGCAUGCUGAAAAUGAAACAAGAGGACAGGAACUUCUUAAUAACUCCAGUGUUACUGGUUUCAUAUGUCCCCAGUGUAUGAAAUCUCUUGGAUCUGCUGAUGAACUUUUCAAACACUAUGAGGCAGUUCAUGAUGCUGGUAAUGAUUCAAGUCAUGGAGGAGAGGCUAACCUUGCUCUGAAGCGAGAUGAUAUAACACUACUUAGACAAGAGGUUCAGGACCUGCAGGCUUCACUUAAGGAAGAAAAAUGGUACUCAGAAGAAUUAAAGAAAGAAUUAGAAAAAUUUCAAGGACUGCAGCAUCAAGAGUCUAAACCUGAUGGAUUGGUGGUUGAUUCAUCAGCAGAACUACAGUCUUUAGAACAACAGUUAGAAGAAGCCCAAACAGAAAAUUUUAAUAUUAAGCAAAUGAAAGACUUAUUUGAACAGAAAGCAGCCCAACUUGCCACCGAAAUUGCAGAUAUAAAGUCAAAAUAUGAUGAAGAAAGGAGUCUUCGAGAAGCUGCUGAACAAAAAAUGACACAUCUGACAGAAGAAUUAAACAAUGCGGCAACUGUAAUUCAAGAUCUGACGACUGAACUGCUUCAGAGACCUGGUAUAGAAGAUGUUGCUGUGCUAAAGAAAGAACUGGUCCAAGUUCAGACACUAAUGGACAACAUGACCUUGGAACGUGAGAGAGAAUCUGAAAAACUAAAAGAUGAGUGCAAAAAGUUACAAGCAGAUUAUACUAACUCAGAGGCCACAGUAAGCCAGCUAAGGAGUGAACUUGCCAAAGGCCCCCAGGAAGUUGCUGUGUAUGUUCAGGAACUACAAAAACUUCAAAGUUCAGUUAAUGAAUUAACACAGAAAAACCAGAGCUUGACUGAAAAGUUGCUGAAGAAAGAACUCGACUACACUCAGUUAGAAGAUAAGCACAAUGAAGAAUGUGUGAGUAAAAAGAAUAUACAAGCAAGCCUUCAUCAAAAAGACCUAGAUUGUCAACAGCUUCAGUCAAGAUUAUCUACAUCUGAAACCUCACUGCAGAGAAUACAGGCAGAAUUAAGUGAAAAGGGAGAAGCUACUCAAAAGCUCAAAGAAGAAUUAUCAGAAGUAGAAACCAAAUACCAACAUCUUAAGGCAGAGUUUAAACAGCUACAACAACAGAGAGAAGAAAAAGAUCAGCAUGGAUUACAACUUCAAAGUGAAAUUAAUCAGUUACAUGGCAAACUUCUGGAGACAGAGCGCCAACUAGGGGAAGCUCAUGGCAGGCUGAAGGAACAGAGACAGCUUUCAAGUGAAAAGCUGAUGGAUAAAGAACAACAAGUGGCUGACCUACAACUCAAACUUUCUCGUUUAGAAGAGCAAUUGAAGGAAAAAGUAACAAAUUCCACAGAAUUGCAGCAUCAAUUAGAUAAAACAAAGCAACAGCAUCAGGAACAACAAGCUCUUCAGCAAAGCACUACAGCAAAACUUCGAGAAGCUCAGAAUGACUUAGAACAAGUACUACGCCAAAUUGGUGAUAAGGACCAAAAGAUCCAGAACCUCGAAGCCUUAUUACAGAAGAGUAAAGAAAAUAUUUCCUUGCUAGAAAAGGAAAGAGAAGAUCUUUAUGCAAAAAUUCAGGCUGGUGAAGGGGAGACUGCUGUUCUUAACCAGUUACAAGAAAAAAACCAUACCUUACAGGAACAAGUAACUCAGCUGACAGAGAAGCUGAAGAACCAGUCAGAAAGCCAUAAACAAGCCCAGGAGAAUUUGCAUGACCAGGUGCAAGAGCAGAAGGCACAUCUUCGAGCUGCACAAGAUCAGGUCCUUUCCCUGGAAACCAGUGUCAGUGAAUUAAAUAGUCAGUUAAAUGAAAGCAAAGAGAAGAUCUCUCAGCUUGACAUACAGAUUAAAGCCAAAACUGAAUUAUUGCUAUCAGCAGAAGCAGCUAAAACUGCUCAAAGAGCAGAUCUUCAAAAUCAUUUGGAUACAGCCCAAAAUGCACUACAAGAUAAACAGCAGGAGUUAAAUAAGAUCACUACUCAGUUGGAGCAGGCUGUUACCAAGUUGCAGGAUAAGCAAGAACAUUGCAGUCAGCUGGAAAGUCAUCUCAAAGAAUACAAAGAGAAACACCUCUCUUUAGAACAAAAAACUGAGGAAUUAGAAGGUCAAAUUAAGAAACUAGAAGCUGAUACUCUUGAAGUUAAAGCAAGCAAGGAACAGGCUUUGCAGGAUCUACAACAGCAAAGACAGCUGCACACAGAGUUAGAGCUUCGAGCCACAGAACUGAGUAAACAACUUGAAAUGGAGAAAGAAAUAAUAUCCAGUACAAAGUUGGACCUACAGGAAAAAUCUGAAGCCCUUGAAAAUACUAAGCAAAUGCUUACCAAGCAAGAGGAAGAAAAAGUAAUUCUUAAAAAAGAAAUUGAAAAUUUAAGUCAAGAUGCAAAGAUGCAGCACAAGGAAUUGAAUAACAAAAUUCAAACAGCAGUAACAGAACUACAAAAAGUGAAGACAGAAAAAGAAACUCUAAUGGCAGAGCUUUCUGCAGCAAGAGAGAAAUUAUCAAAAGUUUCUGAUUCUUUGAAGAACUCCAAAAGUGAAUUUGAAAAGGCAAAUCAGAAAGGAAAGGCCGCUAUAUUAGAUUUGGAAAAAACUUGUGAAGAAUUAAAGCAUCAAUUUCAAGUACAGAUGGAAAGUACACUUAAGGAACAAAAUGAACUGAAAAAGUCACUUGAAAAAGAGAAAGAGACUUCUCAUCAGUUGAAAUUGGAACUCAGUUCAAUGCAGGGACAAAUCAUACAGGCCCAGAAUACUUUAAAACAAAAGGAAAAAGAAGAACACCAACUUCAGGGAAACAUAAAUGAGCUAAAACAAUUGACUGAACAGAAAAAAAAGCAAAUUGAAGCACUCCAAGGAGAAGUUAAAACUGCCAUUUCACAGAAGACAGAGCUUGAGAAUAAGCUACAGCAACAGUCAACACAAGCAGCACAAGAACUUGCAGCAGAGAAGAAGCAAGUAUCAGUGUUACAAAACACCUAUGAGAAGAGUCAGGAAAGCCUGAAACUGCUCCAGUCUGAUUUCUAUGGGAAGGAGUCUGAGCUUCUUGCCACAAGGCAAGAUCUUAAGUCUGUAGAAGAGAAGCUUUCUCUAGCACAGGAGGACUUGAUUUCAAACAGAAAUCAAAUUGAAAACCAAAAUAAAUUAAUUCAAGAACUGAAGACAGCCAAGGCUACUUUGGAGCAGGAUGCAGCACAGAAAGAACAGCAGCUGAAGGAGCAGUUUAAAGCACUACAAGCUAUUCAAAAAGAAAAGUCACUGAAAGAAAAGGAACUAGUAAAUGAAAAAUCUAAAUUGGCAGAUAUAGAGGAAAUUAAGUGUAGACAAGAAAAGGAAAUUGCUAAACUGAGUGAAGAACUCAAGUCCCACAAGCAAGAAAGCAUAAAGGAGGUAACAAAUCUCAAAGAUGCCAAACAGCUUUUGAUUCAGCAGAAACUAGAGCUUCAAGGAAAAGUUGAUUCGCUAAAGGCAGCCCUUGAGCAGGAGAAGAAAAAUCAGCAUACGCUAAAAGAGCAGGUGAAAAAGGAAGAAGAUGAGCUCAAGAAAGAAUUUAUUGAGAAGGAAGCUAAACUGCAUUCUGAAAUAAAAGAAAAAGAAGUAGGAAUGAAGAAGCAUGAAGAAAAUGAAGUUAAACUUACCAUGCAGAUUACUGCAUUAAAUGAAAACUUGGGCACUGUGAAGAAAGAGUGGCAGUCCAGUCAACGGAGAGUUAGUGAGCUCGAGAAGCAGACGGAUGACUUACGCGGUGAAAUUGCAGUAUUAGAAGCAACGGUUCAGAACAAUCAGGAUGAAAGGAGAGCACUACUAGAAAGAUGUCUUAAAGGAGAAGGUGAAAUAGAAAAGCUUCAAACCAAAGUACUAGAAUUGCAAAGAAAGCUGGAUAAUACAACUGCAGCAGUGCAGGAGCUGGGCAGAGAAAAUCAGUCCCUUCAAAUCAAACAUACACAAGCAUUGAAUAGAAAGUGGGCUGAAGACAAUGAAGUACAAAACUGUAUGGCCUGUGGGAAAGGCUUUUCUGUAACAGUGAGACGGCAUCACUGUAGACAAUGUGGAAAUAUCUUCUGUGCUGAGUGUUCAGCCAAAAAUGCCUUAACUCCUUCUUCCAAGAAGCCUGUUCGUGUCUGUGAUGCAUGUUUCAAUGACUUGCAAGGAUAAUGGUUAUUACAACUCCAGAGUAAUAUUACACUAACAUUAGAUUUUUAAUAAAUGUACUUAAUAGAGGUCUUGGACUACUAUUUGAUUUGGAAGUGGUUGCAAUACUAGACCAACUUAGAAUUCAUAUAUUUUGGAAUGUUAUCAAUAUCAAGUAAAACUCUUCUAUUUUUGUGAGACUUGGGCUCAUCUUUCAUUACUUUUUUCCAUUUAACCCCUGAAACAGCUUUCAUGCCAAGUCUAGAAUUAGCCAAUGAAAUGUAAAUAAACUUUGGACAGAAAAUAGCAAUGUAUUUUUUUAAAUUUAAUUUCACUGUUAACAAAUCACAUGAAUAUAUGUCCAUAGCUUACUUCUUCUUUCUCCCAAAUUUAGUGUACAGAAAUGUACAUGAAUGAUGUUAUCACCUCAUUUAUGUUGUACAGUAACACAUUAGAUAUAUUAAAUAUUCAAUUUGUGAAAUUAUGCACAGAACUAUAAAACUUUCUGACUUUUUUUCUUAUAUACAGGUUCAUACCUUUGUUCCAUUGUUAUGUUAUACAUUUACUACUCACGUGUUCUAAACAUAAUUUGUAUUGAAAUAUAUAUUAACCAAGAACCCAAACAUUGUUUUUGGUGUAACAAUACUGAUUUAAUUAUCUUGGAUGGAUUUUAUGAAAACAUCUGUAAUACCAAUUUGCUUAAUUUAUGGUUAUCCUGGGAUUAUAUUUUAAAGAUUAGGGUUAAUUUUUCUUUUUUUUCCCCUCUUUUUAUACAUUAUUUUUAAACUCCCACAUAUUCUCCAUUAAGAGUCCUAUAAAGCUUCCCACACGCACCUCCACUUGGAAGAUGAGUAAUGGAAAUUGCAUAAUGGUCCUGUUCUCAGUUUCUUAUCAAUGGGGAGUCUGCUGAGAUUAGCCUUCAUAUUAUCCCUUCAUUUUGUCUCACCAGGUCUUCAGGAAUCCGAAGUUUUUUUUUUUGUUUUUUUUUUUAAUGGAUCUGCUUUUUACCUUUAUUUGUUUUAACCUUCCCAGGCACAGCUCAGCUUCACUGUAAUUGUUUUAUAAUUUUUGCAUCUUAAAGCUAGUAACUAUUGCUAUUGCAAUAGUUUUAUCUGUUGAAAACAAAAUACAAAAUGGUAAGGAGACAUUAAAUAUUCUACUUAAUAUUUUCUUCUUACCUAAUGGGGAAGAAUUUGUAAAAGUUAUAAAUUUAAAACAAUUCUUAAUUUGGGGUUCCAUUAUCCAUUUUUACUUUGCAAAAAUAAUGCUGUGAAAUUACUUUGACGUAACAGCUGGAGAGUAGAGUUUCACCAAAAAAAAAUGUAUUUAGGAAUCCCAAAGUUAUAAUCUGAACUGAAAUAGAAUGUUUGAUUAAAGAUAAUUUAAAAUUAGCUUGUUUGUAUGCUGAACAAUGAAAUUCAACUUUAAAUUAUCAUAGUCUUAUUAAUUUGGAGAAUUGGAAAACAUCUGAAGAGAGAAGUCAUUAAUAUUGGCUUAUUACUCUUUCUAGAGAAGAAAUGUAAAGUUAUACAUUUAUUCAGUACAGUCAUUUGGUAAUAAUAGCAUGAAAGGGUAGGAGUUAAUUUUUCAUUUAAAAUAGUUUAUAAUAUAUACUUGCUUUCAAAUAUGCUGAAAUGAAAUUGUCAUAUAUGCUGUGCCUACAGCAUAUAUAAACUAAAAGCGAUUGCCACAUAUUCAUUUAAUUAUUUUUAAAAAAACGCAUUUAAGUAAACUCUGUUGUUAGUAGUUAUUAAGGACCCUGAUUGAAGCCCUGGACUUGGAUAAACAUAUAUCUUUUAGCAUAUAUAAUGAAGAAAUACAGUGACUCUUUAUUAAAAAUAGUACUUGGAUAAUAUAAAUUGAACUAAAAUUAUGUAUUCAUUUUCAUAUACUUAUAAAUCCUUUCAAAUAGUCUUAAUUCUGCACUUACAUAUAAGUGACUUAAUAAAUGUGUUGGAACAACAGAUAUUCAUAGCACCACUGUUUAUUCUUUUAAAAUAAUAAAACUUCAUGAGAAUUCUUCUAGAUUAGAAUAUUUGUUCACUUCAUCUCCUAAUUGUGCAUACUGAAGGCCUUCCCCUUCAUCCCUGCCCCCACAUACAAAAAAAAAAUUGAGGGGACACCAAAUAAAACUAUAUGUGUCUGAGUGAUUUUCUACUUUCCAUCUAGCAAAUCUCAUUUCAUAAACCCUGAGUAACUUACCAUGGGUUAUUAUACUAAUAAUAGUAGAAAUGAGACCUAAUACUUUUGUUGUUAACUCACCAAUUUAAGGUGUUUUGGAAACAAAAAUUAAAGGGUUUUCUUUUUCUUUUAACUAAAAGUGCCAUCUUUUGAGUCCUUAUUGACUACAUUUUAGAUGUCUGCUGGUACUAUUUGUCAGUGAGUUGGAGUUCGUAGGAGUCCCAGCUCUCAGCUCUAACACAAAGCAUAUCUGCGCCACGUGUUAGUUAAUUCCAAAUCCCAGCACAGAAAUGUGAGCUGAAAUCAAGUGUUGCUGGGUUCGUGUACAACAGACUAUACCAGUGGAAUUUUUUUAAUAGACGACAAAGCAGCUGGUAUGGGAUUUGUUCAUUUUGAAGAAAAGAGAGGGAAACAAACACAAAAACCUCAAAGCAGUGUACAAAUAACAUUUUGUUCAACUACCUCUUAAUGUGGAAUUAGCUGGUUUAAUAGUUUCCUCACAGUAAUGUUAAAUAGUAACUGCCAAAUUUGUUAGUUUCCCAAUCCUCUUAAAAAGGCUUUAUGAUUAUUUUAUAGUUUUGAGAACUUUAAAGCCACUUUUUUUUAUGUGCAUUUGCAUAAAAAUGUUUAGCUUUUAAGUAGAGAGCAAAUUAUGAUCAUAUAUUUUGAUAUUCAUGACCUAUUUGACUAUAGCAGUUUUUUUUUAAUGCACUUUGGCUAUAAAACCAUGGAUGACUUGAUCCGUAAGAUAUAAAUGUGCCAUCAAUUUAGUGCUCCUAUACAUGAGCUUGAUGAAUGGUAUUCUGUAAUUAUAAUGUGCCACACAUUAUGGUGUCUUAAUUGCCCUUUGCCUGAAUUUUAACUAUCAAUUUGUUAUUGUUGCAGCUGUGAAUAUUGUGCAUAAACUGACUAAAUUUAUGUAAAAUUAUAUAAAAUAUAAUUGAAAGUAGCUAAGUUCUUUCUGUGUAGAAGUAAUGAAUUUAUUGUACCAUGAUGCAGUUAUGUAUAUGACAUUCUAUACUUCUUGGAACUGGAUCAUAUAUUCAUAUCUUCUGUAGAUAUUUUUGCAUGAAUGUUUCCUCAUUUGGUUUCUGGAUUCAUUAUUUGUAUUGUGUUUACUACUUGUGAUCAUGUAGUUGUGCCUUAUUUUGUGAGAGAGUUAAGCUCAGUAAAUACUGUAAUUUCUAAACUCAGUGAUUGGAAGGUUAUUGAUGAUAAAUGUAACUGAUAAAUUACAUGACAGCAUUUAAAUCUGUAUAAAGAACAAUGGAAGGAUCCUUAUUGAAUUGUUGCUUUUUUUAAUAUGUUAAAGAUGAUAUUAAAAAACAUUUCUUUCUAGUAGAUGUA